AUGUUUGUGUUAUUGAUACAUCACUGUUGUACAUGCAAAUGUAAGGGACAUUGGCAGCUCAUUGUUUUGUGUCCUAAAAAAAAUACUGUCGUCUGGUUUUGUUCUUUGCGUAGAAGGGUAGAUGUUCAUAUAAAAGCUGCAAUUAACAAUGCAUUUAACACUUUGGAAACCAAGAGUGAGGGGAAAUUUGGUCACAGUACACCGCGGUGGAUUGAAGUGAAGAGUCACGUUCAAAGCGGAACCUAUGAGUGUGGCUAUUAUGUCAUGCAUUGGAUGUGGAACAUAAUCGUCGGGCAGUUGAAGACUAAUUGGACGCUGUGGUUCAAUGAUGGCACGCCGCUAGACAUCAACAUCAUGACAACAUUACGAAAAAAAUGGGCAGAAUAUUUUGUAAAACUUAGAAGCAUCCAAUUGAAUGAAACUGCUAAGAAUUUUGGUGAUGAAAAGCAAAACCCUUCAGGUGAGGAUGAUGUUGCUGCAGAUGGAAACAAGGAAAAUCCUACUAAUGAAGCUGAACAAAAAGAGCCUGAGAAUAAGAAAUUUAACCUUGAAUUUGAGAACUCCUGUGAUUAUUCCAUCGUUAGUCACAGAAGAAAUUCUCAAUUGGCUUAA
This is a messenger RNA of Glycine soja, 612 nucleotides long. RefSeq lists its product as uncharacterized. The coding region runs from base 1 to 612 and encodes 203 amino acids. Gene Ontology annotation, molecular function: cysteine-type peptidase activity. NCBI's taxonomy places the organism in Eukaryota, Viridiplantae, Streptophyta, Magnoliopsida, Fabales, Fabaceae. The record is from RefSeq and is a predicted model, not a curated record. Gene Ontology annotation, biological process: proteolysis. The transcript is spliced from 6 exons.